This is a messenger RNA of Gavialis gangeticus (Gharial), 4005 nucleotides long. It is a transcript of the gene XK, whose product is annotated as X-linked Kx blood group. The transcript has 5 exons. Lineage: Eukaryota; Metazoa; Chordata; Crocodylia; Gavialidae. The coding region runs from base 1 to 1197 and encodes 398 amino acids. The record is from RefSeq and is a predicted model, not a curated record. Gene Ontology annotation, cellular component: membrane.
AUGCUGAAUAACAAGCAGUGCAGAGAUGCUAAAGAUGAGCAGCUUAAUAAGAUUGUUGGGAGAUCCCUGAUUUUUUUCCUUCCUUCUUUUUGUCAAUUUCCCUCUAGGUGUGUGGAAGUCUUUUACAUUUACUUUCAUGCGGGCAAAGUUGAAGAGCCUUAUGUCAGCAUCACCAAGAAGAGGCAGAUGCCUAAAGAUGGUCAUUCAGAAGAAGUUGAGAAUGAAGUGGGACAGGCAGAGGGCAAACUUUUUACACACAGAUCAGCAUUCAGCAGGGCAUCUGUGAUCCAGGCUUUCCUUGGCUCCGCACCUCAGCUGACACUUCAGCUGUAUAUAAGUGUACUGCAGCGGGAGAUCACAGCAACUAGAAGUAUCUUCAUGACCCUUUCCCUGCUAUCAAUUGUAUAUGGAGCUUUACGGUGCAACAUCUUGGCCAUUAAGAUUAAAUAUGACGACUAUGACAUCAAUGUGAAACCUGCAGCCUACCUCUGCAUAUUUCUGUGGAGAAGUUUUGAGAUUGCUACUCGGGUUGUAGUUCUGGUCCUUUUCAGUUCAGUGCUUCAGAUCUGGACCCUCCCUGUGGUGCUCGUGAACUUUUUUGGCUUUUUCUUUUACCCCUGGAUUCUUUUUUGGAAAAGCAAAUCCCCUUUUCCUGAAAAUAUAGAGAAAGCUUUGACCAGGGUCGGCACCACCAUUGUAUUGUGCCUUCUUACCUUCUUGUAUGCUGGCAUUAAUAUGUUCUGCUGGUCAGCAGUACAGCUGAAGAUAAAUGAUCCUGACUUAAUUAACAGAUCACAAAAUUGGUACAGACUGGCGGUAUACUAUGUGCUAAGAUUCAUUGAGAAUGCUUUCCUUCUGUUAAUGUGGUAUCUCUAUAGAACAGACACCUACCUAUACAUCUGUGCCCCCUUAUUAGUCUUGCAGUUGUUAAUUGGCUAUUGCAUGGCCAUCCUGUUCAUGCUUGUAUUCUACCAGUUUUGUCACCCAUGCAAAAAACUGUUUUCAUCUAGUAUUUCAGAAGGUUUGCUCCGCUGUUUCAAGUUACUGUGCUUUCCUUGCAAGCCAUCUAUGUCCAGCACACCAACAGAGAAGGCAGAGUUGAAAUCGCCAGAUAAUACUGAUGAUGCACAGAACUGUUACAAGACAAACGAGUCUCAGAAUGGGAAUCCUCAUCAAAGUGUUUCUUCCAAUGCCUAGUGUGGCUAGUUGUAAGCAGGCAUUGCUGGAAACUAUUGCACUGUUACACAAAGCGCAAUGUGUGUUGGAUGUCGAGCUUUGUUGGUCUCUUUGGUAGGUGCAGUACUGCAGGGUUACUUUGAUAUGCGUACCCAUAUCACAAACUUGACGUCCAAAUGUAUGUGUACAACAAACUACUAUGUGUAGAUUUGUACUGCAGAGUGGUCUCACACAGAGAUUAUCAUUGGCUUAUUUUGAAAUCAUUAUAGAAGACAUGUUUAAAUCCUAGCAAAGUGAACUUCAUGCUAGUCUAGUUUAUUUAGGAAGUAUGAGGAGAAUGGAAAGACAUGGGAAAUACUGGUUUUUCACAGAGCAUUACUUCAGCAGACCAUGCUAGUAUGGAAUCUAAGUGUAGUCUUUGACUGCAUUCUGACUAGAUAAUAAGAUGUGAUCCAUUGUGCACAUUUACUGUAAACUUUUAUUGUAAAAAUGUAUUGUGAACUUUAUUUUUGAAGUAAUGACAACUGUUAUUUUCUUACAUCCUAACCGUCUUUAUCUUUGUGAUGCUGAAGUCAGACUGCUACCAUGUAUUUUAAAUGAUGCUCCUUAAGAAGUAAGGUUACUUAUAGUUAAUACAGAAUACAAAAACAUGAUUAUUACUGAGAACAGGUAGAGAGGAUUAGGCGUUUGUACUGUUGUAGUCUCUGAAUUUUCUGGAUUUUUUUGGUGCAAGGUUGAAGUUUAAAGUAUUAGCUGUAAUGUCUGAAGUCUUGUAUGGCCUCAGUACAAUGUAUAUUGCCAAACUUCAGGCAACCUACAAUAGGUCUAGGACCAUCUUUCCCUACUAUAUCAGGCAGAGCUGGAUUUAUGGAUCCAUGGGUUAUAUGGAGCCAGAAAAGACUUGGUCUCUCUCAUUUGAUUCAUGUUAUAUUUGGGUUACUAAACACUGGCAUUUUGGAAUAACCUGCCCUAUUGAUCUCAAAGGUGCCACAGAUUUGGAACCUUUCCCAAAAAGCGCUAAGAAACACCAUAUUUUCUCACAUACAACACACACUGUUUUAAAAAAAAAACACAUUUUGGCAGAUGGAUUUCCAAGAAAUAGAAUUUAUUAGGAUUAUUGGGAAAAGAGAGGUAAUUAAAAAGGUGAGAUAUUUACUGCAAUCCUGAAGUAUGUGUUAACAGUUUAUUCAUAUCUGAUGUUUGUUCAGUGCCUUGUGUUUGUCUUUUGCUUAACACAUCGUGGGUACUACUGGGAACAAGUAAUAAUAGAAAAUCAUUAGCUAGACCCCCUUUUAGUAUUGACUGAUAGUGUUCUAUUCUCCUUUCAUGAGAACAGGAAGCUCCCUGAAAGAAAGGAUAAGUGUAUCAGGAAUGUCACAAGAUGGAAAGAGAGAGAAGUAUAGAAUGUUGCACAUGCAAUGCUGCCAGAGCGUAAGGUCCUUUUAUUACUGCACACUCUAAAUGAAUAUCUUUAUACUGCGCGUUAACUCCAGCUUGUUGUUGUCUUGGUCAGUGUGUGUGUGAGAUAUCUAUAUUACCCCCCCACACACAUAUACACACACAAACACACAUAAUUAUGCAGUACCUCGUAUUAUAAGGUGGGGUAGUACAAAGCAGUUUUUUGGCAUGACUUUGGCAUGGGAACAUCACUUGCAUUUAGGAGGUGACACAUCUCUGUUUAUUAGUCCAGAUCUGCAGGGAGAUUUAUAAUGCUGGGAUAAAUCCCUGUGCAUACUGCAGUAUUUCUAUGUAUAAGAAAAUGCAUCAUAUAUAGAAGAUUCUUAAAAAUUGAAGGUAUACAUUGGAAUGAAUUAAAGCAGUUUGGAUUCAUCAGGUAGAGGCAAUAUCAAAACCAGUGUCAGCAUAGGUCCCCAAGAGACUUCUAAAACCUUUCUUAUCCUAUAAAUCACAUGUCUUAUAGAAGAUAAAUGAUGGUACAGUUGUGAUUUUACCAUUUGGGGACAGUGGUAUUUCCACAAAUACCAAAUCCAAGGGCCCAGCGCACAUGUGCAGUCAGUAUUGUUUAAUUUCACCUACAAACAGUAAAGUAGUGUUAUAUGCUUGUUUGUGGAAACGGUUCCAUAUUAUAUACUGUUUUUAUACUGAUCUUUUGCAGUUCAUGUGUUGGCCACUAAGUACAUCAAAUAAUUACUGUUGUGACCAUUAUGCAUACAUUGAGCUGCAGUUUUGAUAGGUUUUGCCUUAGCUAUGCAAAAGUAGUCAGUUAGAUUUGGAAUAAUGACUCAAAGACUUCAUCCUCAUAAAUGCCAUUGUCUAAGGUUGCCUCAAAACAACACACCUACAUUAGACCACAUGACUGCUGCCUAUGUUUCAUCUAGCUAUGCUGCUGUUGCCGAUGGGUUGAGGAGCUUGUGAAUGAAUUACUGAAGCAAGGUCCUUUGGAGUGUUGCAAUUCGCGCUCGUUGAGACUGCCCAGAAUUCUUACAAAUAUUCGUUCCUCAUUUGGCUAACCUCUCCUGUCAGCACACAACUUGAGUCAUCCACUGAUGUUACUUCCAGCAAAAUGAUGAGGGAUAUAGUUGACAAUCAGACAGCAAAGUCAAAGGUAAUCAAGGUGUGGAUGAAUUCAAUUGGACGUCAGCAGCCUUGUGAACUGCAGGGUAAGCAGGAAAUGAGUUCAGCUUCUUGUUGACAGACACUUGUAUUAUAUUCAUGUCAUGGUUAUGUAUGCAUUCUGUUCUUGUAAACAGGCUGUCAGUAUUUUGUUCCAAGUGGUGCCAAACACAGUAAUAAACAAAUACAUAGACAGAUGCUAGUAUUUGCUGCUGUUCUGAAGUCUCUGCCCUUAAUAAAUUUCGGUUUUGUUUU